AUGGAGAGAAUAGACUGUUCCUCGGAGCUGGAGUCACGGCUGUCAUCUCUCUCCGUCUCUGCCUUCUCCGGAAUAACAUCCAAACAGUGUGAGCAGCAGCCGGACACCAGAAUACAGGAUACAGACCAAGUCAAUAUGAACGAAACAACAGAAAAUGCUCCUAACCUUUUACAGGGUAAUGAUGAGGCCCCGGCUGAGCCAGUCCUGAGGGAGGGGACAGAAGAGAACAGUCCUGGGAGCUCUCCGCUCUCUGAGAUAAAAGCCCAGAUGCCGCCCUUGGAUCCCCCGACUACAUGGACAUCUGCCGGUCUGAAGGAGCUCAAGGCGAAGCUCCGUGGCGAGAAGGACAGUGUGGUGACCGUGUAUCGAGGAGACAUCAUGACCGUCCAUGUGCCCACUGUGCCCGAGGCUAAGAAGGUCUGCUGGGAGUUCACCACAGACGGAUACGACAUUGGCUUUGGAAUAUACUUCGACUGGAGUCCUGUGACGACGAGAGCCAUCACUGUCCACAUUAGUGAGUCCAGUGAUGAUGAGGAUGAAGAGGAGGAGCUGGAAGGACCUGUGUUGAACGGAGACGUGGAGAAAGGUUCCAAAAGCCAAGUCAACUCAAACACGUCCGAGAUCCUGCCCGUGUAUCGCCAGGACUCCCACCUGUCUGUGCACGGGGGCAGCCACGACUUCCCAGGUGAAGGCACGUAUCUGCUCAAGUUCGACAACUCCUACUCUCUGUGGAGGAACAAAACUCUCUAUUACCGGCCACUCCUCUUCCAGCUGUCACACACGCUGCAGGAGAGUGGAGCUUCUGAUGAACAAAUGGGGAAACUGAAUUUUUACGUCCUCUGGUCUCUGCGUGACGCUCCCCGACAGUUCAUGAGCAAAUCCAGUCGCAGGUGUUUCCAAGUGCACGUCCCGCUGCCGCUGCCCAAACAGCUGGUCAUCUUUGGCCUCGGGGAGUGGGAAAGCUGCGAUGAAAUUAUCUCUGUGGAAGUCCUGAGUGAUACUGACAGUGUCUGCAGCAGCACUCCUCAUGUCCACAGGAAGUGGUCGUUCCCCCAGGGACAAAAUGAAGUGGGUCUUUCCAGCACAAUGCAUCAGAGCACCAUCAAUGAAACGGACCAGACUCCCAGACGGGCCAUCAUCAGUAAAAGAGGCCACCUGACAUGGAGCUCUGAGGACGCGGACAGCCCCGAUGUGGUCAUCACCAGGGCUUCCACCCCCAAGAAGAGGCUGGUGUCCCGGAUGAACAGUCAGGAAGAAAUGACCAAGCAGAUAAAAAGCGACAACAGAGAGGUGUUGGCGUUUCCAUCCAGGCGCUGGACUCAAACCAUGUGUCUGAUUGACCCAGACACUGCUGUUCUCUUUGGAGGAGAAACCUCAAGUCAAAACUACUGCAAGGACCGACUGUGGAAGCUGGAACUAGGGAAAGACUUCUGGUUCCCGGUGGACUGCUCUGGGUCUGAACACGUGCCGCCCUGCGCUGGAGGCCACUCUGCCACUUAUGACCCAGACUCAAACUCACUCUACGUCUACGGAGGCCUGGGGGAGGGUCUUUCUUACAGCAUCCUGUACGUUUUAAACACGCUGACCUGGAGGUGGACGCUUGUCAAGACCCAGGGAAAUGUUCCGACAUUGGCGUAUCAUUCAGCUGCAUUUUACAAGAGGGAACUUUUCGUCUUUGGUGGAGUGAAGCCGAGCUCUUCCUCUGGAGAAAGAAACUGCAGUAACGCUCUGUACAUAUUCAACCCAGAGUUUGGCCUCUGGUACCAGCCCAUCGUGGAGGGAGACAAACCGCUACCACGAUUUGGACAUUCAGCCACUUUCCUCUCCCAGAAACUUGUCAUUUUUGGCGGCCGUAAAACUUCUACAUAUCUGAAUGAUCUUCAUAUUCUGGAUUUAGGCUUGAUGGAGUACACAGCUGUGAAGAGUGCAAAUAUGGCUCCACUGCCUCGGGGGUACCAUGCAGCUGUUCCUCUUUCAGACAAUAGAAUCCUAGUGAGUGGUGGAUGCAGUGCUGUUGGUGCUCUCCAGGACGUCCACAUCUUUAAUAUGGACACCAGGAUGUGGACUGCAGUGGUGUCCCCUCUGCUCUCGUCUGUGCCUCGGGCCGGACACAGUGUUGUUGUCGUGGGCGAAGAGAAACCAGGAGAGAGAACCCUCCUGGUGUUCGGCGGCUCUGACUGUGAUGGGACAUUUUACAACGAUUCUGCAAAGUGCAUUGUGGACAUCGGUGAUUAA
This is a messenger RNA of Knipowitschia caucasica, 2235 nucleotides long. The record is from the annotation of a GenBank genome assembly. Lineage: Eukaryota; Metazoa; Chordata; Actinopteri; Gobiiformes; Gobiidae.